Molecule: messenger RNA, 324 nt
Organism: Prunus armeniaca (apricot)
Lineage: Eukaryota; Viridiplantae; Streptophyta; Magnoliopsida; Rosales; Rosaceae
Source: the annotation of a GenBank genome assembly
AUGGGAUGCGAAGUCAUGCUCGGAUUGGUGUUUGCUAGACCUCAAAGUUGUGGACGAAAAAAGAAUGGAAGCCGAAAGAAAAUGGCACUUUCCCACAAAACUGUUACCCAAGCAUAUAACAGGAUCGUUAAGCCUCAAGCCUUCAAACAAGGAGAUCUCGUGCUAAAAGUUGUCGAGCAUGUGAGAAGACAAGUGUCGGGGCCUUCCAAGUUUGCUCCGCAAUGGGAAGGUCCAUUUGCAGUCAAGAAAGUGCAUAACAGUGGCUAUUAUCGCUUGAUCUCCGUCAAGGAAGGCAUGCUAACGGAUCCCAUUAAUGGAAAGUAG